Poeciliopsis prolifica (blackstripe livebearer) is the source of this 1102-nucleotide messenger RNA. RefSeq names its product cornifelin-like. Lineage: Eukaryota; Metazoa; Chordata; Actinopteri; Cyprinodontiformes; Poeciliidae. The transcript is spliced from 4 exons. The record is from RefSeq and is a predicted model, not a curated record. The coding region runs from base 87 to 455 and encodes 122 amino acids.
CACCACACCCCACACAAUCAGUCCUUUCAGCACUCUCCUGGUUGACAGCAAGGCUUCCAGAUUCAUCAGCCAACGUUUAGUGAAAGAUGGGUGGAGAAGACUGGAACUCUGGGCUCCUCAGCUGCUGUGAUGACAUAAAAUCUUGCUGUUAUGGUUUGUGGUGCUGCCCCUGUCUUGCCUGCACCGUGUCAGGACAUUUUGGACAGAACCGCUGUCUUCCACUGUGUGAUAUUUGCAGCCCUGCUGUGAUGUCUGCUUUUGGGAUACCUCUGUUUGUCCCCCCUGCAGGAUUAGCCCUGCGAGUCGCGAUUCGGCAGAAAUAUGAAAUUAAGGGUUCUCUUUGUAAGGACAUUGCCACGUCCUGCAUCUGUGUGUGGUGCUCCUGGUGCCAGAUGCAUCGGGAGUUGAAGUAUCGCAAGGAAACCCCUGCUGUCGUGAACCAGCCUGGAAAAUGAAAAGCUACAGAGAUUAAGCGGUUUUCCAUUUUCUACUACAGAGGUUUUAUAACUGCUGCUCCAAAAUUCGAUUUAUAGUGAUCGUCUUUAUAUCUAAACAUAAUUUGUUUUUAGUGUUACUGUGGCUAUAAGCAUAGGAUUUAAAUAAAUAAAACAGUCUUGGCCCUUGAACUUCAGAAUUUGCUUGGCACAGUUUAUGAUAUGAUCCACUCCACCCUGUGUUACAGUCAUAGCAGACUUAAUUAUUUUGAUAAGAAUUUUAAUACUGAGAUGAAGGAUGAAGAAAAAAAAGUUUACUUUUUAAUGGUGGUGUGUUCAUGUCUCUGUUUAUGAUUUAUAUUAAACUUUAUAAAUAUAUGUAAUUGACAUCAUAUUAAUAUUACAUAUGAAUGUUUUUAAAUGUGUGGUUUUUUAAUAUAACAGCAUUUAAUAGUAAAUAUCUAUAUUUGACUGUUACCUGUCUACAAUUCUAGUUUCACUUCUUGGAGUAAAUGUUAUUAAAUAAUUAUUCCUUUCAACAGCAGCAACCAAAAUUCCUGGUUUUAAUUGAGUGCAGUUCACAUUUAGCAAAACUCUUUGUUAGUUUGAGGUUUCCUUCAUCUUGUUUUACACCCAUGUCUUGUUUUGCAUAAAAUGUAUCAAAAUUU